AUGGCUACUCAGAACUUUUUAUAUGAUCAGAACUUAAAUGAUCCAUUCUUAAAUGAUCAGAGCUGUAUUGCAAGACUACAUGCUUUAUUUUUUGUUGGAGCAAUUACUAUUUAUUCAACUCAAGAGACAGGCUGCAUAAGUAACAUUGCACAUGAUUGUAAGGAACUCUAUGAUCAGGGACAUACCUGCAGUGGAGUGUAUACUAUCAAACCUGAUGAAUUCCCUGCUUUUGAGGUUUAUUGUGAUAUGAGUAAUGGUAGCAGUUGGACUGUAUUUCAAAGGAGAGUGGAUGGUUCUGUUGACUUCUAUCGCAAGUGGACAGAAUAUGUAAAAGGAUUUGGAGAUCUCAAUGGAGAGUUCUGGCUGGGACUUGAUAAAAUACACCGACUCACUGCAACAGGCAGUGCUAGCCUACGUGUUGACUUGGAAGAUUUUGAAGGUGUUAGUGUGUUUGCUCAUUAUUCUACAUUUAUAGUUGGAGAUGCACAUAUAAAAUACACACUAACAGUAGGAGGAUACAGUGGGAAUGCUGGAGACAGCUUAGCUUUUCAUAAUAAGAUGAACUUUACAACUCACGAUCGUGACAAUGAUGCCCAUCAUACUUUGAAUUGUGCUAUUCAUGUGAAAGCAGCAUGGUGGUACAAUGAUUGUCAUCAUUCAAAUCUUAAUGGUCAAUAUUUGGCUGGACCUCAUAGCACACCUGCUGAUGGAGUGAACUGGUUAGGUUUUAGAGGCCACAACUAUUCUUUGAAGGUGUCUGAAAUGAAGAUUAGAAGAAAUUAAGUGUCUGAUGUCUAUUAUUAGCAAUAGUUUUUAUUAUCCUAGACUAUUAGUAGUAAAACAGCUCCUAGUGUUAUUAUGAC
Amphimedon queenslandica is the source of this 863-nucleotide messenger RNA. RefSeq names its product ficolin-1-like. The transcript is spliced from 4 exons. Bases 1 to 783 code for a protein of 260 amino acids. The record is from RefSeq and is a predicted model, not a curated record. NCBI's taxonomy places the organism in Eukaryota, Metazoa, Porifera, Demospongiae, Haplosclerida, Niphatidae.